Messenger RNA from Penicillium verrucosum, 1980 nucleotides. RefSeq lists its product as uncharacterized. The coding region runs from base 1 to 1980 and encodes 659 amino acids. The transcript has a single exon. The record is from RefSeq and is a predicted model, not a curated record. Lineage: Eukaryota; Fungi; Ascomycota; Eurotiomycetes; Eurotiales; Aspergillaceae.
AUGUCUAAACGUCAGAAAGCGAAAAAGAAGGCACUGAAGGCCAAGGAUGCCCAGAGAAAUGCCCGUGAUAUCCAAACACCCGCAUCUGGCUCCGAAUCCGAAUCACAACAAACUGGAUCCUCGAGAGCACAAGAGUUGAGAAAGGCUAGUCGAGAUAAAAAAGGCAAAGCCCCUGAACGGACAAGCUCUGAAUCUCCACAAGCCGAAUCCUCGAGAACACAAGAAUCGAGAAAGGCUGGUCGAGAUACAAAAGACAAAACUCCCGAACCAAGGAACCGAUAUGCUAGAAGUCCAACCCGUGCAGGUGACUUUGCCCCAAAUGCGAGUGAUUACAAGUCAGAUGGCGAAUCGGAUCUCGACAGCGAUUCUUCUGAUCAAGAUGGUCCCAUUGAAGACAAGCUACAGCCACUAAGUCGCUGGGUCAAGGAUGUCAUUCGAGGCGAGACAUCGAAAGAGUCAGAAAGAAUGGUUGAGGGGUUUUUUACGUCUGAAAACCCAUCGUACGACGAAUGUUUGGCAUUCUUUCGCAGACUAAACCAACACGUUCGAGGGGCCAACCAACGGCAUAAUGUCAUGGACCUUGAUACUGGUACUAUCCCCGAGACUGGCUACAAUGCCCUAUGCCGGGCUUUCCAGCAAGCAGCAAAGAGAGCAAUCGACAAUCGCUCCCCAGAGGAGUUCUGGGAGGCUUACAAUAAGACCUGUGAUCUUUUAACAAGGUUCAACAAACGAUAUUGUCUCCCUAGGCCCUGGAAUAUUAGUGAAGCGUGGGCCGAGAAUUUAAUUGGGUCGUCGAAUCCUAGGAUUAGGAUUGAGGAAGAUAUUAGCUCCACUUCUGAUAGCGGCAUUCAGGCUGGCGACAUCCAGGCUGGCGACAGCCAGACUGACGAGACCAGUGAAGAAUCUAGUGCCGAAUCAGACGUUGAUAUUGACAGUGAUCAUCAACCCACAGGACUUGAUGCUUUAGAAGUGAGAACCAAUAAACAGCAACGCCAAUUGAACUCAGCCAAAGUAUUGUAUUGGUGGCCCAAAGGCACUGGCUCUCAGAUAUUCGUGCGCUACGGAAGUAGGUCUACGCCGAUCUAUCGCAUUCGUGCUGGGUCACAUGAGAGCUACAACCCAAGUCAGGUAGAACGGGUUUUGACCAUGAUGACUCGCGGUACCGCUAAGGUAACCGGGAUUAAGAACGGGCUUCCAGAAGAGUUUUGGAAAUAUCAACGAAAAGACGUGGAAGACUUCGUUGGCAUCGGUUGGAAGGUCGAAGAAGACGAUGAGCAAGGGGUAAAUCCUCUCAACUUGCUCCUGCCCGCUAAAGAUAUAGUCUAUCCACAAACUCGGAUUCUUGUCAAAUGGAAAGACGGUCGUUUUACUCUAGAAGGGCGAUCCUUCAUCCGCCGUAUCACAACGGGCUCGGCUUUGGACGGUGAUAGGGUGAUAUAUCAAAAGGCUGAAGAGCUCGAGGAUUCUUACCGCAAAAAGCAUGGGUUGUAUGAUAUAGAAGAUGAUGAUAUCGAAGAUGAUGAUAUCGAUACCGAAAGCGACAUCUCAACUCAGUCAAAUCAGACUCGCAACAGAAGACACCGUAGCGAACCUGCUCGCUAUUCGAACACACGCAGCCAAAGCUCCAGGCACCGUAGCGAACCAGCUCACUAUUCGAACCCACGCAGCCAAAGCUCCAGGCACCGUAGCGAACCAGCUCACUAUUCGAACCCACGCAGCCAAAGCUCCAGGCACCGUAGCGAACCAGCUCACUAUUCGAACCCACGCAGCCAAAGCUCCAGGCACCGUAGCGAACCUGCUCGUUCCUCCAAUUCACACAGCCACAGCUCCAGGCACCAUAGCGAACCUGUUCGCUCCUCUCAUUCACGCCGCAAACAGACUCCAACCCAAGUUGAAGAAAGUACCGAUGAAGAUAGCGACGUCGUCCGCAAUGCACCCGCCAGUGAAAGGCCACGUAAAGUGCGAUGGAUACGUCGAUAG